This is a messenger RNA of Recurvomyces mirabilis, 912 nucleotides long. RefSeq lists its product as uncharacterized. The coding region runs from base 1 to 912 and encodes 303 amino acids. The transcript has a single exon. The record is from RefSeq and is a predicted model, not a curated record. NCBI's taxonomy places the organism in Eukaryota, Fungi, Ascomycota, Dothideomycetes, Mycosphaerellales, Teratosphaeriaceae.
AUGGGCGGCGGUGAUGACCCUCCUCCGUACGAACCGUACGACGAGGGCUUGACUGCAAAAGGCGCUAUUACCGAGGAUGAAAACCUCGCAGACCAGAUAAGAGCGCUGCGUAUGAGCGACGUUAGCAAGGUGCUGGCUUCCCCGGUGCUUGACUUCUUGUUGCUUACUAUCUUCCAGUCAUCAAAUUCGAGUCGGCUGAGCUCUAGCCAGACACGAGCGGCAGACCAUACCGACAUACGAGAACGAUGCAUUGAUACUGGCUCCAGGUCUCUCAAAGCUCAACUUAGCCUGUAUGACCUGCUGUCCAUCCACUCAUCGUCCGGAUCGAUUAAUGUGGGAAUACGCACAUAUCCAGCCGACAAGGAACAUCCGGUACCUGCGAAGCUUGUGAUCUCAAGCCACGCUGGAUCAGUGAAAGUCAGCCUACCAGCGUCAAGCGCGCCAGUGCGGGACUAUUCUAUCUCGAUCGAGUCGCAUUCCGGAUCUAUCAGCGGCGAUCUCGUCCACGGCCGUACGACAUCGGUGCACUCGCGCUCUGGCCAUGUCAAUCUUCAGUUCGUUCUAAGCGGCGCAAGCAAGGACAGCUCGACAUUGAGCACCACGACUGAAUCAGGAAGAUCCGACGUCACAGUGCUCGCUCCCACUCCGGACACUGUUACAGAUGCCCCAUCCUCAAUCAAGCAGCUUUCAAGCACACACACCACGAAAGAUGGAAGUCUAUCAGUACAGUAUCCUAUGGAGUGGGAAGGGACCAUUGAGGGCCAUACGGAAAGUGGCAAUAUACGGCUCCAUGGUAGAGACAUCGAGCUUAUCCAGAAGCGGCCGCACUAUGUGCUUGCGAAGAAAGGCACAGGUAAUAGCACCCUCACCUUCCGGACUGCCAGCGGUAGCGCUAGUGUAUGCUUCGAAUGA